AUGGUGAAGGAAAACACCGUGAGAAAACUGGAAGUAAGGAACUGUAUUAUAAACUUUAGAAUGGAGCGUUGGGCAAACAAGACAGCUGUGGUCACGGGGGCCAGCGCUGGUAUCGGGGCCGCGAUCUGCCUUGGUCUAGCCAACGCUGGACUGUCUGUGGUCGGGCUGGCUCGAAGACCGGAGCUGAUAGACAAAUUGAAAGAAGACGUAACUGGAACCGGUCGCAUACAAUCUAGGAAGUGUGACGUCAGUGAAACAGAUGAGAUACGACUGAGUUUUGAAUGGGUUGUAGAUAACUUCGGAGGAGUGGACGUCCUCGUAAAUAACGCUGGCGCAUUAUUUAACUCGGGGAAUAUGACUGAUAUUGGAGACAAUAAAAUUAGCGACAAAGACUUACUAGCAACCAUAGACGUAAAUCUAAAGGCAGUAGUUAUGUGCACGCGGUACGCUGUUGCUUCUAUGAAGAAACGCAAAUUUGAUGGCUAUGUUAUUAAUAUAAACAGCAUCGCAGGCCACUACAUACCUUUCCGUUCAGGCUUCAAUAUAUACCCGAGCACGAAGCACGCAGUGAGCGCCUUUACAUCCUCCCUGCUCAACGAACUCGCAGACUGCAAAAGCAAAAUCAAAGUGACGAGUCUUUCACCCGGUCUUGUCAACACCAAGAUGACUCAACAUCAUUCUACAGCUGAAGAAGUUCCGAUAUUGCAACCAAGUGACAUAGCAGAUGCAGUCCUUUACCUUCUGUCGACCCCACCAUAUGUUAACAUAACAGAGCUAACAGUGAUGUCGGUUGCCGAAAAGAAACUU
This is a messenger RNA of Iphiclides podalirius (scarce swallowtail), 807 nucleotides long. Lineage: Eukaryota; Metazoa; Arthropoda; Insecta; Lepidoptera; Papilionidae. The record is from the annotation of a GenBank genome assembly.